AUGGGCCGCCGCCCAGCCCGGUGUUAUCGGUAUUGUAAAAACAAGCCCUAUCCAAAAUCCCGCUUCUGCAGAGGUGUCCCUGAUGCCAAGAUCCGCAUCUUUGACUUGGGUCGGAAGAAGGCAAAAGUGGAUGAGUUCCCACUCUGUGGCCACAUGGUGUCGGAUGAAUAUGAGCAACUCUCUAUCCAUAUCUCCAAGAAGUGGGGCUUUACGAAGUUUAAUGCGGAUGAGUUUGAAAACAUGGUGGCUCAAAAGCGCCUCAUUCCAGAUGGUUGUGGAGUGAAAUACAUUCCCAAUCGUGGCCCCUUUGACAAGUGGCGGGCCCUGCAUUCUUGA
Messenger RNA from Elephantulus edwardii (Cape elephant shrew), 336 nucleotides. RefSeq names its product ribosomal protein L10 (gene RPL10). Gene Ontology annotation, biological process: ribosomal large subunit assembly; translation. The transcript has 4 exons. Lineage: Eukaryota; Metazoa; Chordata; Mammalia; Macroscelidea; Macroscelididae. Gene Ontology annotation, molecular function: structural constituent of ribosome. Bases 1 to 336 code for a protein of 111 amino acids. The record is from RefSeq and is a predicted model, not a curated record. Gene Ontology annotation, cellular component: ribosome; cytosolic large ribosomal subunit.